Molecule: messenger RNA, 290 nt
Organism: Racocetra fulgida
Lineage: Eukaryota; Fungi; Glomeromycota; Glomeromycetes; Diversisporales; Gigasporaceae
Source: the annotation of a GenBank genome assembly
UUACAGAAUUUAAACAAAAUGAAAAAGUUACUAUGCCAAACCUUUUUCCAGAAUCGGAUGACCAGUUAUUAGAAUUAUUAUCCCCAGCAAUAAUUGAAGAUAUAAUUAUUCCGGAUGGGUUUGCCGAUACAGCAUCAGGAUUGAUUCAGAAUGAUAAUUCAAAAAAUCAAACAUUUGAUUCUUCUACCAAGAUCGAUACUAAAGAGGAGCCAGCAUCUAAUGAGGAAAAAGAGUCCCAAGUCUCUGAUUCUUUCACUGAAGAUCUAAAAAAAAAACAUAAUAGAUUCUAA